AUGCAUCUAGCGGUGUUACUUGAAAGUCUGGUAGAACUUGCCGGACCGGAACUCGCAAGGUCGGAGAUGAGAGUCGCAAGGUCGGAGAUGAGGGACCUUGAGGAGAGGAGUAGAAUUGGUGGUGGCAGUGCUGGUUUUGCGUCGUCCAGUCGUAGCCUGAAUUUGGUCGGAAACCUCCCUCUUUCCAGUGAAGACGACCGUGGUAGAGAUUAUCUACUCUCGCACAAUCUCCAGGGCCCUGUUGAUAAAAGUGGAAGCAGGCAUAUCAAGGGUACUAAAGGUCUAAGAAGUGCAUCAUCCUCAAGAAGAAAACUAACCAAAGAAGAAGCAGACUGUCCUUUGCGAGCCUACGACCAAAAUAGGUUUUACGAGACACCAAAUAUUAUACACGCUCUUCGAAAUGCUGUGUACCGCAAGAUGCCGGCACUCACAGUCGGUCAGAUCAAUCGCUGUCUUCUAGCUCUGGAGCGACUACGCCAAAUCUCAGAACACGAGAAAAGCUCCUUGAUGUGGUCCAACAUGGGCGCUUCUGGUGGUGGUGAUAAAAGAAGGAGGCGUCAGUUUGAUUUUGCAGGAUCACAGGGCUCCUUAGGUGAAAGUAACUACUGCAAGAAUGGUUCGUCUUCUAGUACUUCUUCGCUUCCAUUGCAGACUGGCAGAGGUGCAGCAGAUUUUGUCGACAGAUAUACAAGGGAAAUGGUCCGACAUGUCCUGCCGGAAAAUUAUGGCUUUGGCUUUCACCUCUAGUCAUAAAAACAUCAAAAUUUUGACUGCAUCAAUUGUUUUCGAUUUUGAUGUCGUGUGGCCAGUAUUAACCAGAAGUAGUAUGUACUAGUACUACUCCUAACUAGAAGUACCUUCUUCUAAGAAAAAGUCGCGCAUUUAACACGAGAGCGCGUUUUAGACGUGCUCGCCCAGUUGCCGGACCAACGAAGUGGAACUAGCGUGUCCCCUUUGGUUCUCGAGACGAUGGUCAAAACAUAUCAGUUCGAGCCAGACGAUUUGGUUUUUGUCUCUGAACUUUUGGCUAGGGUGUUUCCAUUACACCGACAAAAAGAGGGGUCGGGGAGGGACGUUCUCCCAUUACAACAACGAGAAAGGGACUGGAUAGACGUUGACGCGGAAGUGAACGCGCGAGAAAUCUUUGCACAGCGUAUAAGGGAAAGCAGCUCGGAUGACGUCCCGGAUCACAUUCGCUUUGCUGUUUUAGAGGAAGUAGAAGAGGGCUCAUCUUCAUCAAACACCACUGCAACAACAUCUCCAAACGCUAUAGCACUUGCUAUCAUUCAAUACUCUUCGCACAAGCGCGUAGGUCAUUGGAUCACGAAUUGCCUUGACGUAGACCGCGUUUCCCCAGUUCUUCUACCUGCAUUGCUCUCUGUUGCGGCUAUGAAAGGGUGUGGCACACUAGCCGAAGCAGUGACACAUGGAAAAAGUAGGGGCGACGAGAGUGCUCCGAGUAGCAAGGAGAAUGGCCACAACAUGAAGAACAGUGGCAAGAGCAUGAACGGACUGUACAUGAGAGAAAAUGCAUACUCGUUUCAAAGUCAUGGUGACCCAACAGGAGAUCACGACCCCGCUGUUUUUCCUGUCACCCGUAUGCUUGAAAUCGCGCACACUCUCCACGCAAAGAGACAGGAAGUGAGACCAAGGCCACUCAUCGUGGCCAUGCGUGCAGGCGCGGCCCUCUUUCCCGAAUCGGACAUGUUGAGGUCUUGGCUCGAGCAAGUCAGGGACGCCUUUAGAGUGCAGAAAGCAACGCCGAUGCAUCUCUGUUCGGCCGCAAUCACUUUGAAAGAAGGGCUCCUCGAUCUGGAAGGGAGAGCAAGAUUAGCGCCAUUGGCUGGAACUAUAAUGGAUGGCUACGGCUUGCAAGAUGAAGAAUUCGACUUAUCUCGUCAACAAUUCAAAGCAAAAGCUCGCGUUCGAGAUCUUCUUGCACCCUUGCGAAGCGAUCUCUUUCACGCUGUCACCCUGUUAGAGCAUGCUGAAGAUUUCACCACUGCCCUCAAGUUUUACGUCGAUCAUUUUGGGUCCAUACCAACAUCUCCUCAAGAUACACUGAGCGCAAAGCUCCGGCGUGUGCAAGAGGCCCUCAAAGGAUCUUGGAGAAGGCUGCUCGAUUUGCAAAGUGCGUGUGAAAGAGGAGGCCUCACAUUGGAUGAGGUUGUCGUAUCCGGAGACACGCCAGGGGUCCCAGAAAGUGAGGCAUUUUUACUGGGAGAUGACGAAUAG
This is a messenger RNA of Amoebophrya sp. A25, 2235 nucleotides long. The record is from the annotation of a GenBank genome assembly. NCBI's taxonomy places the organism in Eukaryota, Dinophyceae, Syndiniales, Amoebophryaceae.